This is a messenger RNA of Endocarpon pusillum Z07020, 1350 nucleotides long. RefSeq lists its product as uncharacterized. Lineage: Eukaryota; Fungi; Ascomycota; Eurotiomycetes; Verrucariales; Verrucariaceae. The transcript is spliced from 2 exons. Gene Ontology annotation, cellular component: cytoplasm; mitochondrion. The coding region runs from base 1 to 1350 and encodes 449 amino acids. The record is from RefSeq and is a predicted model, not a curated record.
AUGAUCUCCUACACCACCAGUUCAGCGGCUUCGCCCUUCACUGAAGCUGUGGUUAGCUCGAUGCGGCGACUAUAUCCAGAGGCUUUGGCAGACAAGUCCUUUGACAACACUGGACUCCUCCUCGAAGCACCCUUCGAUUCCCUUCGCCGGCAGAUGAACUCAGUCCUGCUCACCGUUGACCUCACCCAGGCUGUUGCAAGCGAAGCCAUAGAGAACAAACAUUGCUGCGUCGUCGCAUACCACCCCAUCAUAUUCCGUGGCCUCAAGUCCCUCACCCUUGCCGACUCUCAACAGUCUUCUCUACUCCGGCUAGCACUCGAGGGGAUCAGUGUGUAUUGCCCGCACACAGCAGUGGAUGCGGUUCCCGGCGGUAUGACAGAUUGGCUCUGUGAUAUUGUCACAGGGACGCCGCCAGAGAAGACGACCAGUGUCUCAAAGGCGGAGUCCAUACCUCAGGAAACAGCACAACCUCCAGAUGGAGAAAGCAACAGUCAAUCCCAGACAAAGAACCCACAACAGAACAGCGACCUGCAACCAAAAUCCGAAGACGACGUCUUCAAUGACGAUGUCGCACUGCCUCGCUCCGCAAUCAAAUCCAGCACAAAACGGCCUCACAUGAAGCGAUCCUACUCCAAACCCGUCUACCCUCAAUCCUCCUCAAACCAAAACUCAAACUCAAACAACCCGCUAACGACCUACCUCCCCCACACCCGCACAGUGCUCCACCCCUCGCCUAUGUCCUCAAUCUCCAGUAUCCCCUCCCCCUCCUCCUACUCUCAAGACAACACCGGCUUCGGCCGCCUCCUGACCUUCCCCCACACCGAACCCCAACACCUAACCCACCUAAUCGAGCGCAUCGCCUUCGGCGUCGGCACGCCCAAGGGCUUCCCCGUCGCCAUCCCUCAGGACCAACAAGUCGAGGACAUCAUGAUCCGCACCGUUGGCGUCUGUCCGGGAAGUGGGGCCGGUGUACUAAAAGACUGUGGCGCGGAUCUUAUCUUCACGGGUGAACUGGCACAUCAUGAUGCGCUCGCGGUUACGGAGCGCGGCGGGUGUGUGGUCGGCUUGUUCCAUAGUAACAGUGAACGCGGGUUCCUGCAUGCGGUUAUGCGGGGGAGGUUGGAGGGGUUGCUGAAGGAGGAAUGGGCGAGGGUUAGGGCGCAGUAUUUGGAGAGGGGGGAUAAGGAGGGGGAGGAUGGUGAUGGUGACGGUGACAGGGCGGUCGUGAAUGAGGAAUUAGAGGACGCGCUCGCGGAUGAGAGUGUCAAUGUCGAGGUGUCGAGGGUCGAUCGCGAUCCAUAUGGGAUUGUGGUGUUGGAGGGGAGUCAGGUCGAGGGCAUGAAGAUUUAA